This is a messenger RNA of Ylistrum balloti, 1215 nucleotides long. Its product is annotated as neurogenic differentiation factor 4-like. Gene Ontology annotation, molecular function: protein dimerization activity. Lineage: Eukaryota; Metazoa; Mollusca; Bivalvia; Pectinida; Pectinidae. Bases 1 to 1215 code for a protein of 404 amino acids. The record is from RefSeq and is a predicted model, not a curated record. The transcript has 2 exons.
AUGGGACAUGGCAGUCACCUGGAGGAUGGGAAAUGGCGGUCACCUGGAGGAUGGGACAUGGCGGUCAUCUGGGUGAUGGGACAUGGCGGUCGUCUGGCUGAUGGGACAUGGCGGUCAUCUGGAGGAUGGGACAUGGCGGUCAUCUGGAGGAUUGGACAUGGCGUCGUCAACUUGUUCUUGACCGCAACACUUCUCGCUAUGUCGUCCCUGCUUGUCUUGACGUCCACGGCUAAUAACAACAGCUACGGAAGUCCAGCAGACUCCACUUUCUCGUCAAUGUCUUCAGAUAACGGGGAGAUAGAUCUGCAGCGUGAUGAAAUGGAGAGAAAAAAUUCCAAAGAAAAUCAAACUAAUACAUCCUCGUCGAAACGAAAACAGAAAGAUAGUGACUCAGUGACUUCUACGCCUAAAAAGAAACGUUACAACAAACCACGACAGAGAGAACGGAGCCCGUCUCUUGUCGCUAAACUUAAAAAAACUCGCCGCUCCAAAGCUAAUGACCGAGAGAGGAGCAGGAUGCACGGCUUAAAUGAUGCCCUCGAAGUAUUGCGAGAGGUUCUUCCAGCUUCAGAUGGUGAAAACAAACUGACGAAGAUCGAAACAUUGAGGAUGGCUUACAAUUAUAUAUGGGUAUUAUCUCAGGCCCUGGAAGGGGUGGCAAAACUUCCGGAAAAUGGACUUGCUAAAGAUGUAACUGGUGCUAUUCACGUUAAAAGGGAAUUAGACUUUAAUACAAAUAGUGUUUGCUCGUCGGACAGUGGUCAGCUUUCUCCUACUCCAUCUCAUAUUCUGUCUCCAGCCACGGAGCCGGACUCCCAGGCAAUCCAGCCUCCUCAUCAGUCGCCUCAGUACGACCCUCGUGUCCCUCAUCAUCAAGCGUCCAUCCAACACCAGCAACCCACGGCGGGCUACCAUCACUUUAGAAUAGCACCAACAGUGUCUACCCCAGGUGUCCAGUUUCAGCCUCUUCUUCCAGCGUCGGAACCCAUGACGUCAUACGUGUCCUGUUCCUCGCCUGUAUCACAAGUGACUUCUCCACAUCCCCGAUCGGACGUGUGCCCAAACUUUGUGAUUUCACAAACUCAUCAUUCCGACUGGAGUAGCGUGUACUCCGGAUUUUCGGCCAUGAAGGAGUGUGGCAUGUUAAGGUCGGGUCUACACAGUCCGACGGAACAUUCUGACACAUCAGAAGGGUAUGCUAUUGAAAUGUAUUGA